Amphibalanus amphitrite is the source of this 2175-nucleotide messenger RNA. Its product is annotated as chymotrypsinogen B-like. NCBI's taxonomy places the organism in Eukaryota, Metazoa, Arthropoda, Thecostraca, Balanomorpha, Balanidae. Gene Ontology annotation, biological process: proteolysis. The transcript has 7 exons. The record is from RefSeq and is a predicted model, not a curated record. Bases 978 to 2057 code for a protein of 359 amino acids. Gene Ontology annotation, molecular function: serine-type endopeptidase activity.
UGAUAAGGUACUGAACCGUACCCAAACUAUGCAUAGCAACUCAUGAAGACCGAAAUCAACGCCCAUGCCAUAGAGCCCAACGCAGCCGCCGGGCGGUGUGUUUGCCACCGCGUGAUAAAAUAACGGGUUUGUUAGCGUACGGCACACAGGAAAACACAGCAGAAUGCCUUCCUUGCGCGGAUGUAUGACGUCAUACAAUUACAAAUCGACUCUGGUCGGACGCCGACACAUCCGUUGCAAGCCUCCGCUAUUGGUGAAGGACAAACACGUGCCGUGAACCUCUACGUGCUUUACGAAUUACGAUAGCUCAGCUAAGAAAAGUGCAUUUAACCAAGCAUGAGGCUCUUGCGCAUUAGAUACAUCCGAGAUGAACUUACUAUGCUCUAAUUAUCAGUUACUGUCAAUUCCUUAUUAACUUUGUAAGUCGCGGGGUUAGUCACGAAGCCAUGGGUCUAUUGUGUACCAAUGAUUAUAGUACAACUUCUUGCAAGCCUUUGUAGCCGCAAACCAACCAUCUGGGCCUUAGCAACCAUUCGUCGCAUCACCCUCAACAUCAGGAUCUACAUAGUGUGUGGUCACUUGGUCAGUGGUCACCCCUCUGGGCCUUGGGCUCUUUGCACUCCUCUCCUUUAUGCAGACUUCCGUACCCCAGCACACCCUCUGUACUUGCAUAGUGCAUACACGUGUGCCCCUCCCCCAUGACCUCCUGCACCCCGGUCACCCUCUGGACCUUGUGUUCCGUGUACGCACGCCUCCACACCUCAGAUGACCUCAGUCACCGGAAAGGCACGCGAGCGGCUCCUGGCGCCCUCGCGACGGCCGCUAUCGGGCGCCGCUCUCGGCCGGAGCGAUAGCGAGAAGGCGGACAGGCUCGCAGUGUCACACGUGAGCAGGUGCCGGUACAGCGUGAGACAGGAGCUCUUCGUGGGGUGUGACGGGACCGCAGCACCUGACACGGCGCGAGCAGACCGGAGGUGAUGGCGCCAUCAGCGAGCGGGGAGCAGGCCGAGCGGCAGUCGGGCAGGGAGCGGUACACGCUGGUACCGACCGGUACCGCCGCCGAGCAGGAGCCCAAGGUCCACACCAAACAGUACUAUUACAGGAAGCUGGCACUGCGAAGUUUCGCCAUGGUUAUUCUUCUCUUCAUCAUUGCCGGGAUGGUAUACACAGUGGCCACCGUGCACGACCCGGUGCCGGCACAAGAGGUGCCCACCGACCUCCGACCACCCGGCCAGCUGCCUGAUAAGGCCAUCCGGGUACCGGGCAACAUGUACCACAGCAGCCGCAGGCACCCAACGCACCAGCUGGGCAUCAUGAACGGAGGCAACGCUGACCCAGGUCAGUUUCCGUGGCUGGCCGACAUUCAGAUGAUUGACACUGGCCAGAGCAAGUGCGGCGGCUCGCUGAUCGACCCAAAGUGGCUGGUGACGGCUGCUCACUGCGUGUCCACCAUCGCGCCAGAGGACCUCAGGCUAGUCAUAGGAGAGCAUGACGUAGCGGCGCACGAUGAGUUUGAGCAAAUCCGCGCCAUCAAGAGGGUCAUCAUCGAGCCCGACUUCAGCACACGGACAGCGCUGCCGAACGACAUCGCUCUGAUCGAGCUGGAUGAGCCUGCAGAGUUCAACGAGAGAGUGGCCGCCAUCGGCCUGUCGCGUAGUGACGCCGGCUUCACCUCCUGUUCGGUGGCCGGCUGGGGCGCCGCCGGCGUCGACCCGACCACCGGUCAGCCCGUCUACCCGACAGCCCUUCAGACGGUGAACAUGACGCUGGUGGAGCUGGACGACUGCCGCGCCAAGCUGGCCGGCUACGACCUCACCGUCAACAUGACCUGUGCCGAGGGGAAAGACGGCGCCGACGUGUGCUGGGGCGACUCGGGCGGCAGCCUGACCUGUCCGCCGAUCGCCAUGCCAGGCCCCUGGACGCUAGUCGGGGUCACCUCCUGGGGAGUAGCCUGCGGCUACAUGCAGUACCCGUCCGUCUACACACGUGUCAGCAAAUUUAUCGACUGGAUUGAGGCCGAGACGGGUAUCGUGGUGCCACCAACCGGCAGACGCUGACGACAGCGAAUGCUGGUGAAAAUUAUCGAUAACUACUUUUGAUGGACCGUAAGGCAAUAACUCCCUGAAAAACGCUCCUCGAUUGACAAAGGCAAUACAUGAACUUCCAUUUUAUUCA